GUUUACAGGUUAGAUCAUUUUGCGUUGAAAACAUAUUUGUUUACUCAUCAUUUGCUGAAACCACUCAAAGAUAAUAAUGUUAAAGCCUGUCAAGACAUUUUUGAUUACGAUUUUGAUAUGGUAGAUAGUAAUCAGUUAUCUAAAACUGGUUCUUUUUCUAGUGUUGCUGGGUAGCCGGGUUGGCUACAUUUACAUUAUUUUACUGGUUUCGAGACUUGAAAAAAUCCCAUGUGAUAAUGAUAAGCUAGCCGGAGUUUUUAAUUUAUUGAAAUUGAUCUCAAGAUCUUUUUUGGUGUGUCAUCCGAAAAUAUUUUACAAAUCAACUAGAAUCUGCAUCUGCAAUCAUGUUUGCCAUGAAGUAUUUGCUGCUGAUUUUGGUUUCAAAUAUUAUACCGUGCUUCUUUUCAUUCCCCAAAGUGGGAAUCCAAAUCAAGGAGGAACCGAACCCUCCACAGACAACCGCAUCCGUAGAACCAGCUAAAGCGAGAUCACUUGAACCAAAACAAGACAGCGUUUUCGACCAUCCUGCUCUCAGUGUGCCAAUACAAGUCAAGCCAGAAGCCAAGGAGCCAGUUGAGCUGCCCACAAAAUUUCGAAUUCACAUCCACCAAAACAACUCCUACCACGAUAUUGAAGUGCCAAUCAGUGCUGAGGCCGACCGCAAGCAAUUGCACGAUCUCAUUUUCGAAAACAGCAAACAGGGCAUGUUAUCUCAACCCAAGUGUGAUAAAACCGAGGGAAAAAAUUGUCAAGACCACAAACGGUUCAAUGAUGUUGAUUUAUCGGAAGAGCCUGGUUCCAGAAACAAAAUGGUCCAAAACUUCAAGGGGCCUUUGAUUACUGUUCCGAGAGGCAGCGAAAUCUUUCCUCAUCACCACAGCGGCUCCGGUACAGUGAUCUCUAGUGGAGUUGCAAAUGAGAGUAGUAUUCCUCUCCCUGAACAUAAGAGUAUCUCAGUCAACACUCCUACUCCCUCGACUACACAGUUCAUGCCAGAUGAAGAGUUCCCCUAUGAUAAAGCAGAAAAGUUCCACACAACCACUCCGGCUGUUGAGUUCCCCUACAACAAUAGCAUACCAGCUGACAAGUUUCCGAAUCCGUUCUACCAUCCGACGACUUCUAAUGAAAUGACAACCCCAAACCCGACCAACAACCAAUCAAAUGCUGACGAUGAAAGCGAUGCUUAUGUGGUCUUGGAACUUGUCGUUGCCGUCAUCUUUUUCGGAUCGUUCUGCUCCAUUCUGUAUUACUUCUAUGCGGGAAGUAUUCGCAGCUGCAAUCGAAGACAGAUUCUGAUUGAGGAGGACGAAGAGGAAGGAAUUCGCAUGGAGAUGAAUCCUCGCAACACCGAGGAGGAGGAGAAUGACGAGGGGAACGAGGGGGAGACUGACGCAAUGGCAGUGGCCCCGCUCUAGGUCCAGCGUAAGUCAGCGUCAUAAUUAAAGUAAUUUUCACUUAUAACAUCUUAUGAAUAUUAUGAUUUUAUUAUUUUCAAGCUAUUAUGAUUUUAUUAUAUUCAAGUAAUUAUGACUUUUUUUAAUUGAACUAUAUCGAUUUAUAGUUUUUAUGACGAUUGAUUUGAGUAAUUAUGAUUUUAUAUUAUCCAAGUAAUUUGAAAUUGAGAAAUUUGACUUCCACUAAGAUGUUGUGGUACAUGUUUAUGAUUUGGAUUAUACAGGGUGGUUAUAAAAGGACUUUACAACUUUGAAAGCACAUAAGUAUUUAUUGACAACUUACAGAAUUGAUAAAGGUGUCAUUUUGUUACAAAACUCUUGAAGUUUAAGGUGUGGGUGUUAUUUUGGUUCGAUGAGACAGCCGUUGGUAAUGCGACAUACAUUUCACCGAUAAUCGAUUUCUUGCCGCACUCGUACCAGCAUCGAUCCAAUCUCGUACCACACUCGUAGCGAUCCGAAUGUGAUCCAAUUACGGAGGUCAUAGUCUGGUAGAGACGGAGCAUAAACCUUAUCCUUAAUGAAACCCCAUAGGAAGAAAUGAAUCGGUGUUAAAUCCGGUGAGCGAGGUGACCAUGCAAUUGACCCUGCUUGGUAAAUUCAGCUAAGUUUAGGAUUUUCUAGACAUUCCUUUUCAACUUUCAGCUGGAUAGGUCGUGAAGGGCCAAUUAAUUGCAUGGCCACUUCGAUCACUGCAUUUAACACCGAUGCAUUUCUUCCUGUGGGGUUUCAUUAAGGAUAAUGUCGCAUUACCAACGGCUGUCUCAUCGAACCAAAAUAACACCCACACCUUAAACUUUAAGAGUUUUGUAACAAAAUGACACCUUUAUCAUUUCUGUAAGUUGUCUAUAAAUACUUAUGUGCUUUCAAAGUUGUAAAGUCCUUUUAUAACCACUCUGUAUUUUGUUUAUGAUUUGGAUUAUAUUUUGUUUAGGCAUUAAGUAAUCGAACUAUAUCGAUUUGUAGUUUUUAAGAUGAUUGAUUUGAUUAUAUAUGAUUUUAUAACAUUCAAGUAAUUUAAAAUUGAGAAAUUUGACUUUCACUAAGAUGUUGUGGUAUAUGUUUAUAUUUUGGAUUUUUAUUUUGUUUGGGCUCUAAGUAAUCGAAAUAUAUCGAUGUGUAGUUUGUAAGACGAUUGAUCAAUGUAGAUCUAUUAAAAUUAUUGGAGAAUUUUUCUUAGACGGCAGGAAUUAGUUGACUGGGCUCAUAUUUUAUAAUAUUAUUCAUAACUUUAGAUAGAUGGCAGAAACUGGUUGACUGGCACCAUAUUGUUUAUGUUAUACAGAUUUGGACGACUGAAGUUAUCUGAACCUCAGGAUUUGUAUUUUUAUGAAACAUUUGCAUAAUUUUUCUUAGACGGCAGAUAUUUAUGGAAUAUCCAUCUUGCAUUACCUUUUUAUUUAUGAGAUUCGUAUUUUUAUAAAACGAUUGAACUAUCUACAUUGAUCUUCUAGUUUUGUAUUUUAAUUUAAAUAUUGCAACAUUUUCAUCAGACAAACGGAAUUAGUUGAUCGGGUUCAUCUUGAAAAUUCAUUGUUUUUUAAGAUUUGCGUUCUCAUAAAAUUCAUGAAAAUAGAUUUGUAUUGGCAGAAUUUUCAUAAGGCAGAAGAAAUUAGUUUACUUUGCUCACUUUGCGCAAUAUAUUUAUGAUGAUGAAAAGUUUCAUAAAACGACUGAAGGUCAUUGAUCUUAAAAAAUUGUAUUCUCAUGAAACUAUUACAGAAUUUCCAUCAGGCAGUAGAAACAAAUUGGCUGAGUAUAACUUAUUUUGCACAAUUUAUUUAUGAUAAGACUGCUAAGGUACAUCAUUCUUAAACACUUUUAUUUUCAGUAAACUAUUGCAAUUUUUUUAUUACAUGGUAGACAUUGGGUCCAUCUUGCAAAUAUAUGUAUGAUGUAAAUUUUUGUAAGAUGACAAAAAUAAAGUAAGUUCAUAGUAUUUCAAUAUUUGUAUUUUUAUAAAAUUAACUGAAAAUAGAUUUGUAAUUGCAGAAAUUUUAUAAAGCGACUGAAUUUCAUUGAUACUCAUCAAACUAUUGCCGAAUAUUUCUAAGAAAGUAAAGAAUUAAUAAUCAAGAGAGUAGGAUAAUUAUUCGAAUUGGCUCAUCCUGAGCUAUUUAUUUUUAAACCAAUUUCAUGUUUAUUCCUCAAAACUAUUGCAUGUUUAUUUUUUAAGACUAUUGCAUGUUUAUUUCUCAAUACUAUUGCAUGUUUAUUUUUCAAGACUAUUGCAUGUUUAUUUCUUAAGACUAUUGCAGAAUUGCAGAGAUUAGAUAGUUAGGCUCUUCCAGCACAAUAUUUCGUCAUACUCAUGCAUUUUUAUAAGACUAUUGUAGAUUCAAGAUCAUUACAAGAAUUAGUUGACUUGCAGAAGCAAAUUGAUAUUCAGGACAUAUUCUUGUAAGAGAAUUUGAAAAAAACAUUAUUUUAUACAGAAUUUACUUGCGUUGAAUAAUAAAAUAGGAUUUUUUAAAGACAAGUGAACUUUUCUUGUACAAGUUCCGCAUGUUCCGCAUUGAUUUUUACAUGGACAUUGAUCACCUUGAUUUAUAUUUUCAUAAGACUAUUCAAGAAUGUACAACAUAUACGACAGAGAAAUUUGUUGGCUACACUCAUUGUUUGCUCAAUUUGAUGAGAGCUAUGGUUAUGGGUAAGCUACUAAAAAGAAAAAUAUUCAACUCAAUUACAAUUCAAUUUCAUUCAGAAAUAAAUACAUUACAUAAUAAACAAAAAUUAUUAAAAGUUUGAAAAUAAAAAAUGAAAAUUUAAUUAUUAAUAUUGAUAGUAAGAAUUGAAUAAGAAUAUUGGAGAAUAUUUUUUAUUGAUAAUAACAAUUCAAAUUUAUUCAUAAAUAAAUAUACUACUCAAUAAAUAAACUUAACAAGUGUAAAAAUAGUAAAUUUAAAUGUAAUAUCAAUAUUGACAAUACUAAUAAUGAUAACAUUGAUAAUUAUAUUAAUAUAUAAUAUUAAGACGAUAGGUUUCAAGAAAUGAAACAAGACACAAUUUUGAGUAGAUCUCGGAAUUGCACUACCACACCAAACGAAUUUCCGAAAUGUGCUGGCAAAAGAUAAAAUAAAUAACUAAAUAAAACUAUCGAAUUAAUUUUGCAAAAUGAAUAAGAAAUUACACAAGUUAUAAAUGGAAUUCAAACCAAUAACUUGCUAACCUAUCAAAUAUGCAUUCAGCAAAAGUUAUUUUUUACUGAUUCUGAUCAAACAAGUAUGUGUUUGACUCCAAAAGCAUUCAGACUUAACCUCAAACGUAAAAACCACGUAUGACUCCAGUAGUAUAAUAUCUCUCCACAUCUACAGAUAUGAUCAUGAUGUAUUUUUUUAGGGCUACUCAAUAACACUUAACAAAAAAACUUAAGUCGAAAGAUGUUGUUUUUUUCUAAUCUAAAGGUUACUAGUUAUCUAUUCAUUAAACAAAUAUAUAUUUUUAUAUACGGUGGUGUUAUGCAUGUGAUAUGUUGUAAGUGAAGACUGAAUAACUUUCAGAGUCAUUUUGAAUAAAUAAUAAUAGUACUAAAUAAUAACUCUAAGUACGGUACUAAUAAAGUUAGUAACUGUUUGUCAUCUCCUAUAGUAAUAUUCACUCAGAAAUAUCAGUUUUGAGAGCGUUUUUUGUAAGGACAGUUCAACGCCUUGUACACACCACUGCGAUUUGCAUGACGGCGCCGGCGAGAAAUUUAACUAAGUUUAACAAAUUUAACCGCCGGUUAAAAAUUCUUCCACUUCCGUCAUCGCAGUGGAGUGCACAUGGUUUAAACAGAAUCUCUCAGUUUAGAUAGUCAGUGCUUGGAGAAGCAAUUAGAAGCUUGAACUUGAAAAUUAUUAGGUAGGUUAUAAGUUUUUCUUUCAAGUCCAAGUCUGUCCAAGUGAGAUUUAUAGUGCAUGUGCAUUAAUUGUUAUGUUACUUUAGUCAAAUUGUUAGCUCCAAUCGUAAUACAGUAAUUGUAAUGAUAUAGUUUUGGUAGAGCUGAUCAUAGUUCCUGUAGCAUGAGAAAUAGAUUGUUAAUGUAGACGUUUUCUAUUACUUCACUUACAGUAUCAGUAAAGAGAAUUAUAUUAAAUUUAAGAGGCCUCUUCCACUUUCACAAUAGUACUUUCAAUUUACUCUUCAAGUCUGGACGCGUUGCCUCCUUGUCUGCUGAAGAUGGUGCUCAGUGCCCUGAAACACGUCCAAAAUUGAAAAGUAAGCUGAAAGGACUAUUGUGAAAGUGAAAGAAGUACUUCUUAGAAUUUUGUAAUUACCAAUAGUUCAAGUUGUAUGCACCUUUGAAGAAAUUAAAUUCUUUCAGUCAAUUCAAAGUAUUCAUACUAAACUUGAAAACAUUCUUCCAUCCAUGCAUAAUCUUUGUCAAUUAAUUAUUCACUUCCAAUUUUGUACCGUAUAACUCUAACGAUUUAUUUUGAAUCCCUUUAAACGUAAUCGUAAAUAAGGCUCAAUAAAAACUAACC
Molecule: messenger RNA, 5914 nt
Organism: Nilaparvata lugens (brown planthopper)
Lineage: Eukaryota; Metazoa; Arthropoda; Insecta; Hemiptera; Delphacidae
Exons: 3
Coding region: 345-1415 (356 amino acids)
Source: RefSeq, a predicted model, not a curated record